AUGGCCGACCUCCUCCGUUCCGCGCUGCAACCCAUCACGCACAAUUUCCCCGCGCCCAUCCGCGACCUGGGCAUCUCCCUAAUUGGCGACUCGUGCUACAAAGCCCUCCUCCUCGACGUCGACCUCGAGAACACAGAAUGCCUCAAACUAGCCAUUAGCAAGGCCCUGGGCAUCGGCAUCGUCGGCGCGUCGGCCGUCGUCAAGGUGCCCCAGAUCAUCAAGCUCGUGCAGUCGCGCUCGGCCAGCGGCAUAUCCUUCCUUUCUUACCUGCUCGAGACCAGCAGCUACCUGAUCUCGCUCGCGUACAAUUUUCGGAAUCGGUUUCCGUUUAGCACGUACGGCGAGACGGCGCUCGUGUUGGGCCAGAAUGUGAUUAUUACAGUACUGGUGCUGAAUUAUAGUGGGCGCGCGAGCAUGGCGGCGUUGUUCGUUGCUGUGUUUGCGGCGGCUGUCGCGACGCUGUUUAGUGAAGGUGUGCUGGAUAUGCAGAAGCUGAGUUACCUCCAGGUGGGAGGUGGUAUGCUGAGUGUGGCGAGCAAGGUGCCGCAGAUUGUGGCUAUUUGGCAGCAGGGCAGCACUGGGCAGCUCAGUGCUUUCGCUGUCUUCAACUACCUCCUUGGCUCCCUCGCACGCGUCUUCACCACCCUCCAGGAGGUCGACGACAAGCUAAUCCUCUACGGCUUCCUUGCGGGCUUUGUCCUGAACCUCAUCCUCGCGCUGCAGAUGGUCUAUUACUGGAAUGCCCCGACCCCCCAGGCGAAGGGCAAGAAGAAAGAAGCACCACUCAAGCAGACCGCCUCUGUGGCUCCUGCUGCUGCUACCUCGUCUGCGGCUGACAUCCCUCGCGCUUCGACUCCGACUCCGAAGAGCAAGGGCCCGACGACGCGCCGCCGCGGUUAG
This is a messenger RNA of Thermochaetoides thermophila DSM 1495, 900 nucleotides long. RefSeq lists its product as uncharacterized. Bases 1 to 900 code for a protein of 299 amino acids. The record is from RefSeq and is a predicted model, not a curated record. The transcript has 2 exons. NCBI's taxonomy places the organism in Eukaryota, Fungi, Ascomycota, Sordariomycetes, Sordariales, Chaetomiaceae.